Cuscuta epithymum is the source of this 3631-nucleotide messenger RNA. Lineage: Eukaryota; Viridiplantae; Streptophyta; Magnoliopsida; Solanales; Convolvulaceae. The record is from the annotation of a GenBank genome assembly.
AGAACCUGGCCGACGAAUAUUCGGCCAUGUGAAGAGCCAUACCAGUUGAAAUUCAUCUUCCUCAUUUAAGCCACGAAAUGACCAUGCAGCAACCUUCCCAAAUUCAUUGUAUAGACAAACUUGAGCUGUAACAUUAAUAGUAGGAGCAAAUGACUCAUCAAGUGCAUGUAUAAAUAUUCCCAUAAUAAGGGGUAGGACGAAAGGGGAUAACAUAUAUCCGCAUACAUGUUUUACUCCCGAAAAUAUAGCACUCCACUAAGUAAAGAGAAAAUGAGAAGAAGGGGAAUGUCGGCCAUUACUAUCAUCAUCACAAAGAAGACCCAGCAUUUCGAUUAGAAGCCUCGUUAUCACUUAGACAUGCAACCAGAGGAGUACCGAAGCUAGCUAGUUAGUACCACCGGCCACGAUACCAUCGGUUGGGACCGGACUGCCAGACCGCCAAACCUGCCGCCGACGUAACACUUCUCACCACCACCGUCUAUGCACUGCCGUUACCUUGCCGCCGACCAAUAAAGAAAGUAAAGAGGAGAAAGGGAACCUGGAUUCACACAUUGCUACAAGGAUGCCGGAGUUUCCUACCGUCACCGGCACUUAGAAUAUUCCGACGCUAAAAGAAAGUGGUGCUAGGCAAAACUGCCAUCGGCUAAGAUGCUCUCUGUCCCUAACUAGACUACUAGAGUAUAACAAGAGAUUAAUAAACUAACAUUGCUGCUUAUCCACACUCCAUUGCAUGGUUUUCCUCUUGGGUUCUCCUUGGACGAAUAAAGAAGACGGUCAAGCAAGUGGAGCAGCAAGUGAUUUAAUUUUUGAGCCGGACCGCCGAGAGUAUUUUACUGGACUGGAUUUCUAUGGUUUACAUACUCUCUCGCAACUUAACUAAGGUUGAAGUUUGUUCACGAGACCAGUUUUAUCCAUUUGGGAGAUUCCCUAGAGCAGACUUGGUUCGUGCUGUUCUCAUGUUCUAUUUACUAUAUUUAAAGUUAAUAAAUGCUCAUGGAUUAUUUAAAUUUCUAUUUAGGGUCUGUGUACCCAUGUAUGCCUCCUGUGGCAAAUGAAUAUUUUAAAUUAUGUUUCCGCUGCAAUCUAGUAUUUUAUACUAGUUAAUUGGCUACUUAAUAAUUUACCUUCUAUGAAUAUUCUUAGUGUGAUUGAUAUACACAAUAGCCUUGCAUUACCUAACGAGAAUAGUCUGCGGAUAUUCACGAAGGGUUGUGCGGCGGUUGCCACGUCAUCGGGUCGGUCCGGGGCGUGACAAGAACAACAAUUCCCGACAACCAUUGAUGAAGAGGAGAUUGAGGAUGACGAUGCGGAGGAGGACGAGGGGGGCGACGGGACUCACGGCACCCCGGAUGAUGAGCAAGAGUUGGAGGACGAGGGCGGUUCAUCCCAAAUUGGUAAGAAAUCUAAAUCUCCUAUUAUUGAAAACAAUUUUACAAAAAGGAAAGAUAAAAUACCGAUAAAUGGUACGCAAGUUGCAAUCAUUGCAACAAAGAGUAUAGCUUGGGAACUUCUGGCGGAUACGGGAGUCUGACAAGUCAUCUUAAGUCCGCCCACUUUGUGGAGUAUGCGAAAAUAGACAAAGGCAAGGGGAAGCAAACACAAAUAUCGAGGUUUGCAAAUUCUCAACCUUUUGGUAAUUUCUCCUAUGAUGAUAAAAAACUUUUGACUGGUAUGUCUCAUUUAAUUGUUGAAGAAAAUUUACCCUAUAUUUUUUCCAAAAGUCUUGCUUUAAGAGAUUAUGCUCAAGGUACUUUAAAUCCUCAAUUUAGAAAUUAUAGUCGCAAAACGAUUAAAAAAGAAGUUAUAAGGCAAUAUAACUUGGAAAAAGAAAAAUUACAAACAUUUUUCGCAAACUUUGAUGGACGUGUUAGUAUUUGAAGCGAUAUAUGGGAGGAUACUUAUCAUCAUAUAUAUUAUUUGGGUCUUACUACACAUUAUACUGAUGAUGAUUGAAAUAUGCAUAAACGUGUUCUUGCUUUUCGUGAAUUCAAUGAUCGUUACACUGCUGAUAAUAUUUAUAUUCUCAUUGAGCGUAUUUUAAUUGAGUAUAAUUUGAUUGAUAAGGUGUUUGCUGUAGGUUUUGAUAAUGCUAGUAAUAAUACUGCUGCUAUAUCUAGAUUGCGUGAAUUGUGUGGUACUUCUACAUUGAUGGGUAUGUUUUUUCAUCAACGUUGUGCAUGUCAUAUUCUAAAUUUGUAUGUACAAGAUGGGUUAGCGGCAUUAGGAGAUGCUUUGGAGGUAGUGAAGGGGGGAAUUAAAUUGAUUUGGGCUAACACUCCACUAAAAAUGCAAUGGCGGCAAUAUUUGAAGGAUAGACGUGUCAAUUAUUGUGCUUUUCCUAAAGAUUUGUCUAUUCGUUGGAAUAGUACUUAUAUCUUAAUUCAAGUACUUAUUAGAUAUAAAGAUCAUUUUCCUGCUUUUUUAAGACAAUCUUGUAACUAUAUUAUAAACCCGGAUGACAUCGACACUUGUGAAAAAAUUGUUAAUGUUUUGGUAUAUUUUAAUAACGCAACUCAAACUUUUAGUCAUGUUUAUAAACCCACCGCAAACGAAUUUUUUGUUGAAGUUGUUAAUCUCGCCGGUACUUUUUGUGAAUUUUCCGAUGCCGCUUACGUUAGUCAUUUUUGUGAUUUCAUGAAACAAAAAUUUUUAAAAUAUUAUUCACAUAUUCCGCAUAUAUAUGGUAUUGCAUUUGUUCUUGAUCCUCGUUAUAAACUUGUUUACUUGGGAACUUGUAUAGAUUACUAUUAUGCUUCUUUUUUUUCCAACUCAAGAGUUCGAUGAUAAUCCCAUCGACCCUAAACAAGAAUACAACGAGGUUAGUAAUUUAUUUCAUCAAUUGUAUAAUGAAUUUCAUCAACUUGGGAACUUGUAUAGAUUACUAUUAUGCUUUUUUUUUUUCAACUCAAGAGUUCGAUGAUAAUCCCAUCGACCCUAAACAAGAAUACAACGAGGUUAGUAGUUUAUUUCAUCAAUUGUAUAAUGAAUUUCAUGCACAAUAUGGUAAUGCACCCCCUCCCAUGCCGCGAACAUCUUCUUCAUCUUAAGGGAAAUCACUUUUAAAAUCUGCAUUUAGUUCUCUUUUGAAAAAAAGUAGAGCAACUCCCGCUACUGAACAAAGCUCAGUUAACGAGCUUUCUUUGUAUCUAACAUUGAAUGUUGAUUAUGAAGUUGGGGAUGACUUUGACGUUCUUAAGUGGUGGAAGGAAAAUGAAAGAACGUUCCCGAUUUUAUCAAAGAUGGCUAAGCAAGUGCUAACAAUGCCGAUAUCAACAGUUGCCGUGGAACAAGAAUUUAGUGCGGCCAGCAACGUCCUAACCGAUUAUAGAACGAGGUUGAGUCCGAGCUCUCUUGAGACGCUAGUUUGCUUCCACGAUUGGUUGAAGGCCCAAUGAAGAACUCAAGAAAUGACCAUCGCUCCCACCCGCCACUUUAUGGAGGAAACAACCACCGAAGGCGGAGAUUCCGAUUUUUUAUUACAAAAUGUAUUACAUUUAUUAAAUUCAUCCUAAUUCUCAAUUGUACUUCUUAUUUGAAAUAAAUAUACUUGAAUUAUUUUAUAUUAUUGUGUACAUCAAAUCAAUAAUCAACAAAAAAAAUUAUUCAAUAAUCAAUUCAAUAAAAUUAAUUU